GAAUAUUUCUAAUGUCUUCCACUUCCAGUGAUUAAAUGUUCAUUAGAAAUUUAAAGUUUAUUGAUCAAUGAGAAUGUGUUCUUGCUAUUAUUCUGCCGUUGUCGCUGUUAUAUUACUUGAAACUAACUCAAAACAACAAUAUUAUCAUUUUAGCGCAAUAAGUUCUGGAACAAUAUAUCAUCCUGUAAAAUCUGUUAUCGUGACAGGCCUAGCUGGAAGUAAGAGUCUUAUAAACGUCUUCAGAACUGAAGAGGUUUUUUCGAUGAAGUCCACUUGCUUUCUAGUCAACCACUGAGGACUGCCGUGUUCUACAUGUUCUAGAUCUACACCCGCAAAUAAGAACAGUUCCUGUUUGCUGAGGAUGUGAGGAAAGCUGAGAUCAUAAGGUCUGAUGGUUUGAUUCAUUUCAUUCAGUCCUUUCAGCAAUAACAAAAAACCCAGUUUCUCUUGUGGCCCCCUGCUGUUUUGGCGCUCCGCUCUAACUGACCCAGAGGUCACGGCUUCUGUCAACUUAGAAUUAAAAUGUUUACAAGAACAAUGACAAUCGAAUACUCAUACUUUAAAAUUUGCUGUAGUUUUUUAACACGAGCAUCCACAUAAUAGUUGUUCUGGAACAAGAACCGGCACAUGUGGGUCUAGAUCAGUUCUAUAUAUUGUUUUUAAUUGAACAUAAGUUUUCUUAUUGGGACAUAAAAGAACUAACUCUAAACUGUGGAGCAUCGACCUUUCCAUCCCACAUAAACUCCUGUUUCUUAUUGUUAAAUAAAUGAUGUGAAAGUGAUAAUGUGAGAUUUUGUUUAGGACAUUUUGUUCAUUUAGUCAUUAAAUCCAAAAUGAGCUUGAAACAAACUGGGGCUUCAGUAGGGAAUCAGUGUCUUUCAUAAGGGACUUUUUAGCCUUUCAGUUUUUGGAAAUUCAAAGCUGAACAAGCAUGUUGGAGCAUGUUGGUCACAGACCCGGAGGUUGUCGGAUCGAACCCCGCUCCCUCCUUGACCCGGGAUAAUCGGGCCGCAGGCUGUAGAUGGUAGUAUCAAAUAUGUUGAGUCAGUCAGAAGUUUACAUACAAAAAGCUCAGUUUAUUCAGUUGUUGUUUUUUGUUUUGUUUUUUUUAUACUAAAAAUUUUUUUUUCAUAGACUUUCACCAGUUGUGUAAUUUCAUCAUGAACCUGUUAAACAACUUUGAACUUUUUAAAGAUCUCAUGUACGGUCUGUCAUAUAUUCUCUACACUGAACAUUUUUUAUAUAUGUAUAAAAAAAACCCAUAACAUUAAAGUACAUAAACAUGAGCCUUUUCUUGGUUUAUUUAAUUUAGCAAAUUCAUAGCAGAUCAAAUUCACGAGAAUUUGAUCUUUCAGCUGUAGAAAUGAGUUUCUAUAACUGACCACGUUACUCUGUCCGCUCACACACACACACACACACACGUCGCUAGGCAGCUUGGGGCCAGCUGCCCUGCUCAGGGGCAAGUUGACAUCAAACCCACAACCUUCCAGUUCCAAGGCGACUACAGACUGAGCAACGAUGGCUUGCGUCAGAAUUUCUUUUGAAGUCCUUUCUGGUUUGUUUUGUUUGUUUGUUGUUUCGUGCUAAUGGUUGGUUUUAUUCAAUUUUCUUUCUCACCAGGGAUGAAAGAUAUAUUUGUGGCUUUAAAAUAAUCUGUUUUACUUGAGGGGCAUUGUGUACCUUUUUUCUGGAACUACAGUAUAUUUAGAGAUAGUCUCUGGGUUUUUCUUGAACAUAAUUAGUAAACUACUUCUUCUAGAAAAGUUGUAUUGAAGUCCAUUGAUCAUAACGAGCUGAACCAGAGCAGGUAAAGACAACAUGGUCUCUCCAAGGUGAAGUGUGGAAGAAGAACCGGAUGACACGCACUGAAGCACAGAGGGAGGGACUGGGUCACUAUGGAAACCACUCUGACUGUUCUGAGAAGCAGCAAAUUGAGGCGAAAGCUGAAGCGGUCCAACUGUGUGAACGUCUGCUGCUGUUUGCCGACGACCAGGAGGCGUUCUGCCUGAGGGAAGUCCACUUUGGUUCUGCUUGGUAUUCUGUGUUGAACUCUUAAGAAUUUGGAAUCUUUUCAUAUUUUUUUUCCCAUCUUGGGAGCUGAUGAGCAGCAGAUGGACCUGGAGCUGUAGGGUCAACUUUCUCCUGAGAUCAGGUCAACAACAGGUCACUGACAUGGGCGUCCACAUCCAAGACGGCGCGCAGGUGUGAAAACUACAAACAAUUCUCCUGAUGGAUUCCUGGAGAUGAGCUAACCUAGCUUCAUCCCGCCCAUGUCAUCCAGAGCUGAAGAGUUUCCAGACAUCAGUGCCACUAUGCUCCAGGAUGUCCUUAGCUCCUUGUCUCCUUCCACUUCCCCCAUGACUCCUCCAGCUUCAUCCUGCAGUAUUAAUGAAUCUUAUAAGUACAUCUUCCUCCCCAUUUGUUACUCUUUUACCUUCAUAUUUAGCAUUACUUUGAAUUCUAUCAUCCUCUACCGUUCUUUCCGUCAAGCCAAGCGCUGGAAUGCUUCCCUCAUAUACAUGGUCAACCUGGCCUCCACAGACUUUAUGUAUGGACUGUCUUUGCCAUUUCUUGUGGCUAGUUACAUAAUGCGUGACCGCUGGGUGUUUGGGGACUUCAUGUGCCGCCUGGUUCGCUUCCUCUUCUACUUCAACCUCUAUUGCUCCAUCUUCUUCCUCACUUGCAUUUCUGUUCACAGAUACCUGGGUAUCUGCCACCCGAUAAAAGUGAUCACCCUGGAGACCAAGAGAGCUGUCAAGAACACUUGUGUGUUGGUGUGGAUCGUGGUGUUCGCUUUGACUUGCCCUAUUUUCCGGUUUGCCCAGACAAGCUAUGUGACCAGAAUGGCAGAAACGUGGACCAAUGCAAGUAAAACUGUUUACAACAAGAGUCACAACAUGCCAUCAUCAAGGGGCAACAUCAGCUAUAAUAGCCUGGGAUUGCCCCAUGAGGAAUACCAGAACUGUUGGGACGAUGCCAUAGACAAAGAAUUUCUUGACUACAUUCCCUAUGGGAUUAUUCUACAUUUAAUUGGCUUUUUUUUACCCUUUUUCAUAAUUGCUUGGUGUUACUCUCGUGUAGUCCUCACCAUAUUUAAGACCCUGCAUUCCCAACCCUCAUACCGCAAAGGACCCAGAAAUAGUAACAGCGAGGUUGUGGAGAGAAGAGGCAGAAGUGGCUCUGCAGCAGGUGGAAGAGGAAGCAACGGCUUGUUAAGGGGGGUAGAAAAGGAUGAAGAGAUUUCUGUUUUCCUGGGAGCUCGUUCUCCGUAUGCGAGCCGCAGACGUAAAUCCAUCAGGACCAUCAUCACCAUCACCUUGCUCUUUGCUUUGUGUUUUUUCCCUUUCCAUGUGACCAGAACCAUCUUUCUGCUGCUGAAAGUCACCGGGAAAGUUCCCUGUGAAACCAUGACGACAGUGUCGAUGUGCUAUAAGGUGACACGGCCGCUGGCGUCCUUCAACGCGUGGCUAAAUGCUCUUCUAUAUUUUCUGACCAAAGACAAGGUGGGAGCUCACUGCUGUCCAGCAGGGAGAACUAAAAGCCCACAGCAGGCUGGACCGCUGCUGCCGCUGAGAAUGAUGGGAAAAGGAGAUGGUCCAGUUGGGGAAACUAUGGGAGUCCAGAUUAACAACGAGGAAGAGAAAGAAUUUCACCAUCUGUCACACAAAAACGUAUGAUAAAAAACACUGAAUGAUAGAUAGAUAAGUAGAUUGGUUGACUGAAUGAAAUAGUGCCAAAGCUAUUAACACAAAUACUGUGUCGUCUCUUGCUAAAUGAUAUUGAUGAUGGUAUAAAUUACAAAAAUAAUACAUUUUUAAACAUGCUGUUUAUCAUCACAUAGCUCAACUUUGUAGUUAUUUACAUUUGUAUGAUGUUUAUACCAUUAUGGAAGCUGCAGUUUGUGUGUGACCAUUUAAAGAGAGCAGGAAUAUUAAACUGAAAGAGUUCAAGCAUCACAGAAAUCUAACGUUGUCUUGGUCUCACCUUUCUUAACCCUUUGGUGGAGGAUUU
Molecule: messenger RNA, 4011 nt
Organism: Xiphophorus couchianus (Monterrey platyfish)
Lineage: Eukaryota; Metazoa; Chordata; Actinopteri; Cyprinodontiformes; Poeciliidae
Product: P2Y purinoceptor 3-like
Exons: 2
Coding region: 2271-3677 (468 amino acids)
Biological process (GO): G protein-coupled receptor signaling pathway; positive regulation of hippo signaling
Cellular component (GO): cell junction; plasma membrane
Molecular function (GO): G protein-coupled receptor activity; oxysterol binding
Source: RefSeq, a predicted model, not a curated record